UUGUGUUUCAGAUGGUGAGAGCAUUGCCUUGAUCCCCCCUUUUUGAGUGAAGUUUUCUACAGAGCCAGCAUAAAGAUGACAAGGAGUCGCUGGAGGGAGUCAAUAAAGUCCUUGGGAAGUCAUAUUGAUCCUGAGAAAGAAGAACAACUGAGGAAGACUAAAAUAGAAAUUGACAAUAAAGUAGCAAGGAUUAUGAAGCUUAUAAAGAACAAGAAUCAAGGCAAAAAAGACGGGAACCCUGCAAAAAACUCGGAGCUUGUUGAGCUCAUUGAGGAUUUCCACAAACAGUACCAAGAACUAUAUGCACUUUAUGGUAAUCUCAGAGAUGAUGUAAGAGAAAAAGUUCAAAGCAAAGAGCACAAGGAGGGGUCUUCUUCUACCUCUAGCUCAGACACAGAAUCAUACCAUUCCUUGGAUGAAGCAAGCAGUAGAAGCAGGCCAAGAACCGAUCUUUCUCAAAGGGCGAGAGAUGGCUUUAAGCUCAAACUGGAAACUUCAAGUUCAGAAAUUACUGAUCUGAGGAAUAAAUUGACUGCUAUGAUCAAAGAAAAGGAAGAUUUACAUUCAGAGCAUAUGGCAACUCUAAGCAAAAUACAUGAAUCAAAGAAAAUCAUUGAGGGUUUAAGGACUGAAACUGACCGGACAGAGCGCACAAAACAGAAACUCCUAAACGAAUGUACCCAAUUAAAGGAGAAAUUGGAUGAAAAAGAGAAGGAAUUGUUUUCUCUCAGCAGACUUCAUGAGAGCACAGUACCAACUCAAAUAAAGGUAUUAGAGCGCGAGGUUUCCAGCUUGAAACUUGAGCUCAAAAAGUUGGGAACCCAAAAAACAGUACUUGAACAGCAAAUUGGAGGUCGAGAAACAAAUUCCAAACACUUAAUAGAGGAAAAUUUAGGAUUGCGAGCACGCAUAUUACAACUUGAAAGGAAGUCCCUAGAGAGAGAAGAUGAACUUUCUUCUCUUUCGAGGAAACUUGAAGAAAAUGAGAGCAAGUCAAUGUCUAAAACUGAGGAACUGAUGGCAAAUGCGAACAAUUUGCAAUUGGAGAUAAAUACUUUGCGGACUCAGAAAUGUGAUUUGGAAGAACAAGUGGUGUUCAAGAGUAAUGAAGCAACCUCGCAAGUUAAAGGCGUAAUGGAUCAAGUGAAUGUUUUGCAACAGGAGCUGCAUUCUCUAAGCAGUCAGAAAAGUGAAUCAGAAACGUGUCUCAAGAAAGUAACUAAAGAGAUAUCGGAUUUUCUCACCCAGAUAGAAAAUUUGAAAGAGAAACUAGAAAUCAAUACCAUAGAUUUAGAAAAAAUGAUAGAAGAGAAAGAGGGUUUAGAAAUGCAGCUGAAGGACCUGGAACUUGAAGUGGGUUCUCUUUGCCUCCAGAAAACUGAUUUGGAAGAGCAAAUGCAAAGUAAAAAUCAUGAGGCUGAUCAGAUGAGAGAAGAGAAAGAAGAGUUGAAUGUUAAAAUCUCUCAGUUGGAGAAAUCAUUGAUGGGAAGGGAUACUGAGCUCUCCACUCUCAAAACGAAGUUUGAAGCUUUAGAUAAUGAUUCAUUUACUCAGAUUAAGGCCUCAGGAGCAGAGGUAAACAAUCUGCAGAAUGAGUUGCGUUCAUUGCACACUGAGAAAAUCCAAUUGGGAUCACGGAUUGAGAGAGAGAAACAAGAGUCAUUGGAGCGGUUGACUUGGAUUGAAGAACAAAACAUUGAAUUGACAAGAAAGAUUGCAGAAUAUCAGACAACUAUAAAAGGCCAAGACGAUGUUAUCAAGAAGUUAAACGACGAGCAUAAACAAGUUAAAGCUGAGUAUUCGGAAUCAAAGUUGAAUUUCCAAAUAGCAGAGAAAAAAAUUGAAGAAACUGCGGAAGAGUUCAAAAAGAAAUUCGAAGAUAGUCUACGUAUCUUGAGCAGGAGGAUCCGCGUUGCAGAACAAUUACAUGUUGAGAACAAAGAUGUUUAUGGAAAAACAAAAGAGAAGUACGAGCAAGAACACAUGGACCUAAAAGAAAGGGUGGCAUCUACUGAAAUUGCAAUGAAGAGGAUGAAGGAUAUUUCACUGACAGCUAACGACAUGUUGACUGGAUUGGACACAGCAGCGCUGAAAUUCGAGGAGUGUAGUGGGAACUUUUUGAAUCGGAUUUCAAAGUCCUCGUGUGAGGUAUUGUUUGCAAAGGAUUGGGUGAGGAGGAAAAACAACGCGAUAAAGCACGUCCAAGAAGACUUGGAUUGCCUGCUCGUGCAAUUGGAUACAAAGGAAGUGGAGAUACUGGGAUUCAGAGAAAAGGUUUGGAAAUUGGAGCAUAAAGUGAGAGAGCUCGAGAAGAUGGUGAAAGAGAAAGAAGAAGGAAUGUUGGGUUUGGGAGAAGAGAAAAGGGAGGCUAUAAGGCAGCUAUGUGUUUGGAUUGAUUAUCACCGAAGUCGUGGCGAUUAUUUAAAGAAAACUCUAUCUGAGAUGACUGAUUUUAGAAGCCAGAGGACACCUAUGAGGAAGCAUCAGCUGAGGGAAUCGAUUAAGUCCUUUUUUGGAAGUCACGUUGAUCCUGAAAAAGAUGAAGAGCUGAAAGGAACUAAAACAGAGAUUGAGGACAAAGUUCAGAAGAUCUUGAACCUUAUCAAAGAAGAAGAUGAUGAAAAAGGUGGGAAUACAGUGGGAAAAUCGAAGAAAGAGCCACUUGUUGAAUUAAUUGAGGAUUUCCACAAACAUUACCAAUCACUCUAUGCUCGAUAUGAUCAUCUAACAGGAGAGCUAAGGGAAAAAGUUCAUGGAAAACAAGAAAAGGAUACUUUUUCUUCCUCCGGCUCAGACUCUGAUUCAGAUUAUUCUUCUAAGGAAAAGGGCAGUAAAAAUGGAAAAUUACAAAAUGAGUUUCAGAAGGUGACAGAUGACAUUAAGCAAGAACUACAAAGUGCACAUCUAGAAGUGGCUGACUUGAAGAGGAAGUUGACAGAAACUACAGAAGAGAAGGAAGCUUUACAUUUGGAAUAUCAGACGGCUUUGAACAAAAUCCAAGAAGCGGAGAAGAUGAUCAGUGAUUUAAAGAUGGAAGCUGAAAUGUUGAAUGGUGAGAAUUCAAAGCUUUUACUUGAGAUUAGGGACCUGAAUCAAAGACUGGACGGUGCUAGUAUGCUAGAAGCUGAAUUGAAUCAGAAAUUGGAGGACAUAACAAGAGAGAGAACUGAUCUAUUGGUAGAAAAAGAGACCGCAUUGCACAGGAUUAAAGAGGGAGAGAAAAUUACUGAAGAAUUGAAAGUCGUGACAAAUCAGUCAAAUGAUGAGAAAAAAACACUGCAGCUAGAACUUGAAGAUCUUAAAGGCAUACUCUGUACAACAAAGGAUCAGCUGGAGUGUUCAGAACAGGAAGUAGCAAAUUUAAUCCAGGCACAGAAAGCUACCGAAGAACAAAAUAGGUCUCUAUCCUCUAAAAUUUUAGAGCUCUCAACUGAGAUUAAUGGGGCACAAGACAAAAUACAAGAACUUGUCACCAAAUCUAGCCAGCUGAGGGAGAAAUUGGGUGAGAGAGAAAAGGAACUUGCGAGUCGCACCAAGAUGCAUGAGACCCAUAAGAGUGAAACAUCAGCUCGAAUGAGGGGUUUAGAACUUGAGCUGGAUUCUCUGCAUACCCAGAAAGGAGAGAUUGAAAAACAGAAAGCUGAUGAGCUUUCCAGUCUUCUGAAGAAACUUGAGGAGAAGGAGAAAGAUUCGUUGUCUCAAAUUGAGGAUAUGACGACAUGGAUUAACAAUCUGCAACUGGUACUGGAGGUGGAAACCUUACAGACCCAAAAAAGCAAAUUGGAAGAACAAUUGGUAUGUGAUAGCAAUGAAGCAUCGGGUCAAGUCAAGGGCCUACUGGACAAGGUCAAUGAAAAGCAACAGGAACUAGAGACCCUAAAUAGCCAGAAAAUUGAAUUUGAAUCUCAACUGGAGAAGAAAAUUCUAGAAAUGUCAGAAUACAUUGUUCGGAUAGGAACUCUGGAAGAGGAGUCAGAAAAAAAUAUUGCAGAUCAACGGAAGAUGAUCGAAGAGAAAGAGGGUCUUAUGGUACAGGUGAAGGACCUGGAACGGGAGCUGGACUCUCUACAGAACCAGAAUAGUGAUUUGGAAGAGCAACUAAGAAGUAAAAACCAAGAGACUGAUCAGAUGCUAGCAGAAAAGGAGAGGCUGCAAGAUCGAAUUUCUGAAUUGGAGAACGAACUCUCUGCUCUACAAAAAAAAUCCAAAGAUGGAGAGGAUGAAGCAUCGGCUCAAAUUACAACUUUAACAGCACAAGUCAAUGAUCUGAAGAUGGAGGUGGAUUCUUUGCAUGCACAGAAAGCCGAAUCAGAGUCACAUAUUGAGAACAAGGCUCAAGAAAUAACACAGUUCCUUGUUCAGAUAGAAAAUCUGAAAGAGGAAUUAGCAAGCAAGGCCAUGGAUGGACAGAGAAUGAUGGAAGAGAGACAAAGUCUAACAAUGCAGGUGAAGGAUCUAGAAGAGCAGAUGGAAAAUAAAAACCAAGACAUUGAUCACUUGAGACAAGAAAAGGAGGGUCUGCAGGAGAAAAUUUCCGAGUUGGAGAAGACAUUAGUUGAGCAAGAAGAGUCGUCAUUUACUCUCCAGAAGCAAGUUGAGGAUGUCGGGAAUGAAGCGUCUGCUCAGAUUAUGGCCUUAACAACGCAGGUUAACAAUCUGCAACAGGAGUUGGAUUCCAUUCACUCUGCGAAAAGCCAAUUGGUGUUGCAGAUUGAGAGAUGUAAACAAGAAUCUUCAGAAAGCUUGACUCAAGUGGAGAAUCAGAAUUCCGAGCUAGCAAACAAGGUUGCGGAUCAGCAAAGAAUGCUAAAAGAACAGGAGGAUGCUUUCAAUGAAUUAAGAGAAGAGCACAAACGACUCGAAGUUUUGUUUCAAGAAUGCAAGGCAAACCUCGAAGUUGCUGAAAGGAAGAUUGAAGAAAUGGAAGAAGAGUUGCAAAAGAGUAUUGACUCGAAAGAUAGGAAAGUCGAUGAAUUGGAAGAAACAAUCGAAGACUUGAAAAGAGAUCUGGAAAUGAAAGGAGAUGAAGUGAGCACGCUGAUCGAGAAUGUCAGCACGAUUGAAGUUAAGCUCCGGUUAUCGAACCAAAAACUUCGAGUAACCGAACAGUUACUGACGGAGAACGAAGAGAGCCACAGGAAGAAAGAAGAGAAGUUUCAGCAAGAGCAAAGGUUGCUCGAAGAAAGGAUUGCUAGGUUGUCUGGAGCAAUUGCAACUUACAAGGAAGCUCAAGUCAAGAUUAUUAAAGUCAUCUCAGAGAAAGUCAACAACACCAUGACCGGACUGGACACAGUAAUGCUCAAGUUUGAGGAAGACUACGGGCACUUUGAGAGCCGUGUUUAUGAAAUCCUAAACGAGCUUCAAGUUGCAAAGAAUUGGGUCAAUGAGACAAAUACCGAGAAACAACAACUAAAGGAUGAGCUCAGCGUCCUGAUCGAGCAACUGCAAGAUAAGAAAGAAAAGGAAUUGGUCUUGAGAGAAAGGAUCAGAGAAUUGGAAGCAAAGUUGCACAACACUGAGGAUGAGAAGCAGAAUUUGAUCAAAAAUUUUAAAAUGCUUGAAGAGAAAAUUGGGGAAUUGGAGAAGACGAUGAGUGAAAAGGAUGAGGGGAUAUUGGGGCUCGGGGAAGAGAAGAGGGAGGCUAUAAGACAACUGUGUAUAUGGAUCGAUUAUCACCGGAGUCGAUGCGAAGAUCUCAAGGAAAUGCUCUCAAAGGUAUUAUCUGGUAGAAGGCCAAUAGCAACUUGAGAGUGUUCUAAUUUUUUAUUUUUAUUUUUUAUUUUUGCAUUUAUGUCUAUUAUUAUGAUUUUUGUAGUUGAUUGUGAUAUUUGAUUGGUUUAUUUUGACAAUAUCAUUUGUUGGUAGAACUUUUACAAGUUUAGAUUUUGUAUAGGAAAUUAGUUCUGUUUUUGUGUACUGUUUUCGUCAUCAAUUAUGUCUAAAAGUUUAGACUGUAUUCAUCACUGUUCUUAAAUUUUUUUAAAAUUAUGUAAA
Camellia sinensis is the source of this 5994-nucleotide messenger RNA. The record is from RefSeq and is a predicted model, not a curated record. Lineage: Eukaryota; Viridiplantae; Streptophyta; Magnoliopsida; Ericales; Theaceae.